AUGGCAACGUUCAUGAAAGUCCCUCGUCUAAUAAUUAGCAUGUGCGAUGAUUUGUGUGUGAAGUGUCCGUUUGUCCGUCAAGGGUGUGAGGAGAUAAUUCAACGGGGCCACGUACAAGCUCACGUGGAUAAAUACUGCGACUACCGGCUCAUGCGUUGCCCCGACCCAAAUUGCAAUUACAUGACAAGGAAGAAGGAUAUAGACGCUGACCUCCGAUGUUUACAUGAAUUACGUACUUGUGAUAAUUGUGAGGAAUCUGUGAUGGAGCGGGAUUUUGAGAUUCAUACCAAAGAAUUAUGUUCAAGCCUGAAGACCGAAUGUACAUACUGCCACACAACCAUUUGUCGAAGUGAAUUGCCAGAGCAUUUAGAGACUUGCCAUGAAGUCGAGAGGACUUGUUGCGCUGCGAAAUUCGGCUGCCCAGAAAAGUUCAAAAUGGAGGCACUUAAGCAACAUGAGCAAUCAUGCAUUUUGGCAAAACUAGGCCCGUACCUGGAUGCUCAAGCUUCUCGAAUGGAAUCGAUGGAAUCGACAAUAAAGCAAUUGCGCCAGCGAAAUGAGAUUCUUGAAGAUGGCAUUGCAAAUAUCCGGUCGAUCCUUGGGGGCCACGUGUCUCCCCUGCAACCCGACCCUCAAACAGAGGUUUCGCCUAUCAUCAGAAGUGACUCUCCCCUGUCUUUGUCAUUCGAACAUCUAGAUAUUUCCUCUCCUGAAGCCUCAAAUAAUCCAGCAAACGACCCCACGGAUGGUGUCUCCCCUCCAUAUCAAGAAAUCGCCUCCAGCCCAUCCCCAUCAAACACCACCACCUACCUUCUUUCAAUCCACGAGUCCCUGAGAGAGGAGGUGACUCAACUUUCGAAUGCAAUAUCCGAUAUCGAUGCACGAGUCAACAUGUCUAUUAUGAACGAGGGCAUUCGGCUCAGAGAUGAAAUGGCCCAUAUAAGCGCUGGUGUCAACGCUAUUCGGAUGCAGGUCCAUUGGCUUAUGAACCCACGAUUGCACCAAAUCCAAAGAGCCGUUAACGCCUCCUCUACUACAACGCCUUCUGCUGGUGAUACCUCUCGGAAUGUGGGGGUUGCUACUGUUGGUGGGCCGAGUGACAACCCGUCCAGCCCUCCCCUGCCGAGUUACAGAGGCCGGCGCCUCAGUGAUGGUAGCCGUGAGGGAACAAAAUUGUAG
Histoplasma mississippiense is the source of this 1179-nucleotide messenger RNA. RefSeq lists its product as hypothetical. The record is from RefSeq and is a predicted model, not a curated record. The coding region runs from base 1 to 1179 and encodes 392 amino acids. The transcript has 2 exons. Lineage: Eukaryota; Fungi; Ascomycota; Eurotiomycetes; Onygenales; Ajellomycetaceae. Gene Ontology annotation, molecular function: zinc ion binding.